CUUCGUUUCGUUCCAAUUGAUUGAUGAAUGAGAGAGACUCUGAGGGAGGUGGCCAGCACUUUCAUUGCGCAACCCUCCGCCUCCCCUUCUUACCAGGCGCAGACUCGUGCUAUUCAUCUUCAUUUCCGCCUUUCGAUUCCCCUUCUCGAUUUGUUUUCUCCGCCUCAAUCCCUCUUCCUUUUGUUCCCCUCCUCCUCCUUUCCCGUCCCUGUAUCUCACUUCCAAUCUCCCAGUCUCCCACCCCCCAAACCACCCGAUAUACCGCCAGCGGAUCCAUCGUCUUGCGGUAAAGAGAUCCGAGUGUAUUCAGACGCCAGCGCCUAUUCGCUCACGCGACGCAAGCCUCCGACCCGUUAUCAUCGUCUUCAACCAUCAUCUGGUCCUCCAAAAUUGCCAGACCAACCGAAACCAAACCAAACCAACCCGUCCGUCCGUCCGUCCGCGCCCGCCCAUCCAUCCUGCAUCCCGCAUCCCGAAUGCCGCCCUUGCGCUACGGUCCCAUCUCCCAUUUCUCACACACUCUCUAUCUCUCUCUCUUUCUCUGUAUCGCGCUCACGGCCUCGCCUACACGCCCUGCUACUGCAUAGUGUUGGACUUGGAUAACACCGCAUUGGACUGGUACUUGCACUGUUGGUGUACCGUGCUGCUCUUACACCCCUCGAAAACAGCACCGUCACUCAGCCUUGAAACCGCUCCCCUCGGCCAACACCAAUUCUCGAUACUCCCGGUACCCAGGGAGGUCGCACAGGCCGAGCCACUUUUAAAGCAUUUGCGCCUCCGUACCGAAACUGUGUCUUGGGCCCUGCGCCGGUGAUUCACUUCAAUGGCGCUUUAAGCUUCCCCUCUGGCGCUGGCACGCGGUCCUUUCCUCUCCCUAAGCAUCUCAUCUCAGGUUCUUAGGCCGCUUUAUCCUAUCUACCUCAGGGUACCGUUAACAUCCGCAUUGCCUGCUCGAACUAUACUUUCCCCGUGGUUCCUGUCACUUUUCUUUUCCCACGUUGACAUUUGUCUCCCUCGCGAACCAUUCGACACCACGGCGGAAACACACCCCGUCUAUAUUACCCCCAUCCAACGACCAACACCACUUACCUCACGAACCCCCCCGAUCUGAGCUCUGCCUUCCAUGUAUACGUGGGCCUCCAGACACCGACUACACUCUAGACCUUCUCCCCGCGCCGGGGUUACGGCCCUUCCGCAAACAUGUCUUUACCAGUCGCCAUUCAGUCGGCCAUAUUCUACUACCUCGCUUGUACGCCAUGUAACGAGAUGAAGGCCUUCCGGAAGGCCAAGAAGAAGGCCAAGGAAGACCGAGAGAUCAAGAGGAAGAUCGAGAUGGAGCAGCCAGGGCUCUACCGCCAUCCGGAUCCCUUCCACACCAACCCCUUCUGGGCCGAGGAGAUGGCUGCUGGCCCCCACCUACCCAAGAAGUCGGUAGGCAAGAACCCGAGCCAGAGAGGACUGGCGAGUGCCGGCAGGACGAGCACCGCCGCAAGUUUUGGACACGCCAGCACCGUCGCCGAGAGCACCAUUCCCGCUACACCGACCACAAGCGCCGAGACUGCCCGGAAGCUCUCUGGCGAUGCUUGGGACAGGGCCCUGUACCAGCGAGAGGACGAGGAGUUGUGGGGCCAUAAUCUGACCGGGAUGGGCCACAAGCUCAUGGACAACAUCGCCAAGGCAGGAAACACAGCGGGCCGCUACGUCGAGGAGAAGCUGGGACUCGAGAAGCCCGUCACGGACGAGGACCGCGAGAACUUUUACCGUACGCCGAGAAACCCCCCCGUCAACGAAUACCAUCCGCCCAUCGUAGGGAGCAAACCCUCUCGCCCGGACGCCCUCAAGUGGAUGCUGCAACCGCCUCCGCCGGCCAAACUUAUGGAGGGUCGCGUUCCCGUUGCUCGCACCGGGAGUACUAGCACUGUCGGGAGCAGGAGGACGAUGGCAUCCGAAGAGCCUCCCCUGGACAGAUUAGUCCGCGAAAAGGCGCUCAGGAAGAGGCUACGGCAAGGGGAGAAGCCCCGCCUAGAAGAAACCCCUUCGGAGUCGGAAUUGAUUGACUCGCUCAUCGGCGGACGAUCCCGGAGGACCACCGUUUCGAGCAGGGGCAUGUCCACUCGCAGCCGAAGUCUCUCACUCGAGUCUGAAGUAUCUUCGGACGGCGAACUGGUGGAACGGCGGCGAAUCGCCCGUGCCAGGCGCGUUCCCAUGACCCCCGAGGAGACUUCUUCGGAUGAGGACGACUUUGUCCAGCAGCGCACCUGGGACUCGCUAGGAAAGUCAAGUCCUCAACGGCGGCCCAAGCUGGAAACGAUUCGUAGCUCUCGUUCCACCACCAGACAGGCAUUGAAGGCACGGCCAAACGGCACCAAGCCCGAUACCGCGUACAAAGAUAACUCUGACAUCACACCCAAAGCGUCGGCCAACCCUAUUAUCGCCCUUAAAGUCGACGAAAACACACCAACCACUGUCACCACUCCCAUGGCGGUAUCAUGACGUCCUUAAAAUCUUAGACGAAUGAACGGGUCUUAGCAGCGCCCAGGGGGUUUCCCCCUCCAUCUUCUUCGGGCCCCCUUUUCUUUUCUUGGGAUCAUCAACUACAUUACUACUCCUGGGGAGGCAUAGCGUUCAGGGCUGGAGCAUUUGCAUUACUAGGACAGGGAAACGGCAUCGGCGUUAAGAGAUGUGUGCAAUAGCAGAAAGCACACGGAAUUUGGGCAUCUAAAAGAUUCUUGGCUUGACGUUUAUACAAGGGCAACAACAUAUGGCCCUCCUUUUCAUUCUUCGUUUCUCUAGCUCCUACACACUUGGCGACGCACAGAGUUGCGAUGAAGCUUUUAUCUCUUUUUCUUUUCUUUUUUGCUUCUUCUCUUUUGUCAUGGCAUAGCUAGCAAGCAACAGCAGGAAUAUGAGGGUAUAUUUUCCUCUUCCCUGAAACCUUUUUUGUCCACUUUUCUUAGUAUCCCCGCAUCCAAAGCCAACGAACGCCUCGUUGAUCGUGAAACGCGCCUGACGCACCCUGUGUCCUC
This is a messenger RNA of Colletotrichum destructivum, 3026 nucleotides long. RefSeq lists its product as uncharacterized. The record is from RefSeq and is a predicted model, not a curated record. Lineage: Eukaryota; Fungi; Ascomycota; Sordariomycetes; Glomerellales; Glomerellaceae. The transcript has a single exon. Bases 1201 to 2493 code for a protein of 430 amino acids.